Messenger RNA from Lathyrus oleraceus (garden pea), 2013 nucleotides. RefSeq lists its product as uncharacterized. NCBI's taxonomy places the organism in Eukaryota, Viridiplantae, Streptophyta, Magnoliopsida, Fabales, Fabaceae. The transcript is spliced from 2 exons. Bases 399 to 1841 code for a protein of 480 amino acids. The record is from RefSeq and is a predicted model, not a curated record. Gene Ontology annotation, cellular component: cytosol.
UAAUUAGCAGGUUGUUCAAAACAACACUAAAUAACCAAACCAUUAAAAAAAUCCGAACUGAUCCAUUUGAACCCAAAAAUUUAAAACUGGAUACCCACGACACAAACUGGUCUUCCUCCAUCGUCGCCUCCGUCGUUCUUUCCUUCCAUCACCACCUCCUCCGUCGUGCUUUCCUUCCAUCACCGCCUCCUCCGUCGUGCUUUCCUUCCAUCGCCGCCUCCUCCGUCGUGCUUUCCUUCCAUCACCGCCUCCUCCGUCGUCAUUUCCUUCCAUCACCGCCUCCUCCGUCGCCGCCUCCGUUUUUUCUCGUUUGACACCAAUAUUCACAUUCUGGGUUGUUUCACUUUUUCAUCAAAACCCUAUUUUUCAUUUAAAAAUUCCACCUUUUUAAGCUAACAAUGAAUGAUGAUGAUGCCCUCAAGUUACUAUGUGAUGUUUCCAACUCCAACAGUUUAGAAAACUCCUUGCAGAUUCUCAUUCACAUUUCCAAAUCCGAUUCUGGACGUUCCAACCUCGCUUCCAAAACAAUUCUCCCUGCAGUUCUCACUAUACUUCACUCGCAAACCCCUCUUUUAGAUCACCACAAUCUAUCUUUGUGUUUCAAGCUUCUCCGGAACUUGUGUGCUGGUGAACUUGUAAACCAGAAUCUGUUUCUUGAGUUUGAUGGGGUUGAUGCUGUUGUUUCGAGGAUUUUGAGGUUGGAGGUUGGUUUUGAUCACAUGUUGGUUCGGUGGGGUCUGCAGGUUUUGGCAAAUGUUUGUUUGGCUGGGAAACAGCAUCAGAGGGCUAUUUGGGAAGUGCUGUUUCCAUUUGGUUUUCUGUCUUUUGCAAGACUUGGAACCAAGGAGGUUUGUGAUCCAUUGUGUAUGGUGAUUUAUGCAUGUUGUGAUGGAAAUCCUGAAUGGUUUGUAGAGCUUUAUAGUGACUGUGGUUGGCCUGUGGUGGCAGAACUAGUUAGAACUGCUUCUUCUGCUAGUUUUGGCGAGGAUUGGAUAAAGUUGCUUCUCUCAAGAAUUUGCCUUGAAGAAUCUCAAUUGCCUUUAUUGUUUUCUAAAUUACGAUUUAAGGAUAUUCACCAGAGUGGAGAUAAUGAGUCAAAAGAUGACCAGUUUUCAUCUGAACAAGCGUUUCUUCUGCAAACCCUAUCAGAAAUUUUGAAUGAGCGAAUUGGAGAUGUUACUGUUUCGAAGGACAUUGCAUUGUUUGUUUAUGACAUAUUCAAGAAAUCUAUUGGAGUUCUUGAGCAUGCGGUGAAAGGCAAGUCUGGUCUUUCAAGUGGCAUUCCUGCAGUGGAUGUUCUUGGCUACUCGCUUAUUAUAUUGAGGGACAUCUGUGCUCAUGAUAGUGUGAGAGGUUAUGCAAUGGAUGCAAACGAUGUUGUCGAUGUGUUAUUGUCCUACGGUCUCAUUGAGUUGCUUUUGAUUGUGCUUGGGGACCUUGAACCUCCGGCAAUAAUCAGAAAAGGAACCAAACAAUCUGAGAAUCAAGACGGUGCUAGUUGUUCCUUGAAACCAUGCCCUUACAAGGGCUUUAGGAGAGACAUAGUUGCACUUAUUGGAAACUGCGUACACAAAAGAAAGCAUGCACAAGAUAAACUGAGAAAUAGGAAUGGAGUUCUACUGCUAUUGCAGCAAUGUGUUACUGAUGAAGAUAAUCCUUUCCUGAGAGAAUGGGGCAUAUGGUCUGUUAGGAAUAUGUUGGAGGGCAAUGAGGAGAAUCAAAAGGUAGUUUCUGAAUUGCAGCUGCAAGGAUCUACUGAUACGCCUGAAAUUUCUGCACUCGGUCUUCGAGUCGAGGUUGAUGAAAAAACUAGACGCGCAAAACUUGUAAAUGUCCCAUGAAAGGAUACUACUAUAAUUUGGUUUUAUAUGUAUAUGUUACUUACAUUUUUACUUCUUUAGUCUUUACUUGAUUGAAUUUCAAGUUAGGACUUUUUUUCCUUUUCAAAUUAAAACUGAUUUUUUGUCAAUGGAAGCUCAGAACAAGUCAAUUAGAAUACUAAUUUUUAGAUUU